Corticium candelabrum is the source of this 1089-nucleotide messenger RNA. RefSeq lists its product as uncharacterized. The transcript has a single exon. The record is from RefSeq and is a predicted model, not a curated record. The coding region runs from base 291 to 887 and encodes 198 amino acids. Lineage: Eukaryota; Metazoa; Porifera; Homoscleromorpha; Homosclerophorida; Plakinidae.
GUAACAUGUCUGAGUAGUACUGUGUAUUGAUUAGAAGACUAAAUAUACUACACUGGCGACAAGGAUGGCAGUGAAUGACACAUUCGGGUUGUUUGUAAGAAUGGGUAGCUACUACCCGUCGUCGUCAUCUUGGAAAACGUAUGAGGAAUGCCUGGAGCAGUUUCUAGUGGAAACAGGUAACAGCGAAGACGAGGCGCGGAAGAAGACAGUCUUCCUGACAGUUAUUGGAGAACACACAUACAUGGUUUUACGUAACCUCGUACACCAAGACAAACCCGCAGACAAAGGGUAUGCUCGCUGAAGAGACACUUCCAACCUCGGCCCAUAGUCAUCGCCGAACGCUUCAAGUUUCACAGAAGGAACCAGAAACAAGAGAAUCAGUGAAAGAGUUCAUAAUGGCUUUGAGGAAGUUGAGUGAAUGUUGCCAAUUUUGUGGGUUUCGUGAGGAAGCAUUGAGAGACUGCCUGGUGUGCGGACUACAAAAUGACGCUAUUCAAAGGAAACUGCUAGCAGAAGAGAAACUGUUUCUAGACAAAGCAUUCAAGAUAGCUAUCUCAAUGGAGCUGGCAGCACGGCAAGCAGUGGAUUUACAGAAAGCAGUAGAAACCAGACAUGCGACAUCAAUAGACAAACAGACAAACACCAUGAGAGUGACACAGAGACUGCCACAGAAGAGUCAGGAAGGAAACAGACCGAACAUGGAACACAGAAAUAAUGUAUCCAAUCAGGGUAUAAGACACCCAGGAAACCGUGUUGAAGGUGUGGCAAACCUAACCACAAUCAGGCAGUUUGUUAUUUUUGUCAAAAGGAGUGUUGGAAACGUCAAAGGAAGGACAUACAUUGAGUCAAUGCAUAGGGAGUAUGGCCAAGGCUCAGUAUCUGAGUAAUGAAGAGGAUGGCAGCGAUAGUGAGCUAGUUCGUCAUGAACAGUUGAUUUGAUCCAGUUAUGAAACAAUAUGCAAGAUGCAGCCGUGGAUGGUACCUGUUUAAUUGAAUGACAAGCAAUUACAAAUGGAGCUGGACGCAGGGGCAUCCAGUACGAUCGUUUCUCAUCAGAAGUUCAAGAAAUUAUUGAUUGAGAAGGAUAGG